This is a messenger RNA of Rhopalosiphum maidis (corn leaf aphid), 2437 nucleotides long. RefSeq names its product acyl-CoA synthetase family member 2, mitochondrial-like. Gene Ontology annotation, biological process: fatty acid metabolic process. Bases 375 to 2054 code for a protein of 559 amino acids. Gene Ontology annotation, molecular function: medium-chain fatty acid-CoA ligase activity. NCBI's taxonomy places the organism in Eukaryota, Metazoa, Arthropoda, Insecta, Hemiptera, Aphididae. The transcript is spliced from 14 exons. The record is from RefSeq and is a predicted model, not a curated record.
UCGGUCAGAACUGUAUAAAUUGUUUUUAGUUUUAGUUUUUAUUGUUGCUGUAUCAAACAAACAUCUUGAAGUGUACUUUUACCAAAGUAUCUCGUUUAAUAAAAUAUUAUAUAAUUUUCAGAUAACCAAUCGUAAAACAUUUAACGAAUACGUCCCUCUCUCACGGUCAAAUUCGUACUUUCUUUGCGUAUAUAGUGUUGAAUCGUAAAACAUUUAUUGUGCAUAUAUAUUUUCAAUAACACUGAUAAUACAAUAACAUAUAUAUUAUUUUCAGAAUCUUAAAUGUUGCUGACAGUUGUUAAUUAACUUCGAAACGUCUAGUAUAUUAUACAAACAAAAACAGUAUAGUGAACUAGGUAACUAGAAUUAAUAAAAUGACCAACAGUUCGCUGUUUAGAAUAACGAAUCUGAAAGGACUACGUGCUCUUAAUGGACAUAAUAUAAUUUAUCAUACUUUUUCGAGAAAUAAUCACUGGUCGAAAUACAGCUAUGUGUGCGGGACUUCGAGCGAACCACUCAAACCUUAUACAAUCGGAGGAAUUUUCAAUGACGCCGUGCAACAGACUCCAGACCGAGAUUUCCUGGUUAGCUGUCACGAGAAUAAACGAUUCACGUUCGCCGCCAUGGAUUCCGAGGUGGAUAAGCUUUGCAAGAGCUUUAAUGCCAUUGGUCUUAAGCACGGGGACCGAGUAGGAAUAUGGAUGCCCAAUUGUGCGUUUUACUAUUUGGCGAUUAUCGCGACAGCUCGCUUGGGACUGAUAUUGGUAAACGUUAACCCAGCAUAUCAGAGUGACGAACUAAAACACAGUUUAACGCUAGCUGAAGUGAAGUGUCUGGUGACCAUAGAGAAGUUCAAGACUCAAAACUAUCCCGAAAUAUUGGAGAAGGUCGAUCCGGACAUUUGGAAGCGACCACCCAAUACGCCGGUUAAGUCGAAAAUCUUACCCACGUUGGAAUCGGUUAUUUUUUACUCUGAAAACCGUAUAAACGGUGCCUAUAAUUUACAAACGUUCUUGGACCUGGGUUUCAAUACAGAUUAUAAUAUUCCUAAAAUUCAACCAGACGAAGGAUGUAAUAUUCAGUUUACUUCAGGUACCACUGGUAAACCAAAAGCAGCAUUAUUGAAUCACUUUGCGUUAAUAAACAACGCUUAUUUUAUCAUGAAGCGUUUAGAGAUCUACGAUGAUACCAAAGAAGGUAAAUUACAUAAAUUCUGCUGUCCAAUGCCUUUAUUUCAUGCUUUUGCUUUAUCCAUCGCUGUCGUUGCACCUAUGGUUACCAAAUCAACAGUUUAUUUACCGUCAGCCCAUUUUGAUCCAAAAGCGACGGUUGAGGUUCUCACGAAAGAAAAAUGCACAUUUAUAUUUGGUACACCAACAGUAUAUGUGGAUACCAUGUCCGUUUUCGAAAAACUUCCACCAGAACAACAAAAGAACAAUAUGAAGAUCGCAAUAUCCGGUGGUGCCCCCUGUUCUCCGAAUUUAAUGAUUAAGUUUAAGAACAUGUUCCCACGCGCUAAAAUAUUGUCUUUGUUCGGGAUGACAGAAACCAGUCCCUGUACGUUUCAAAAUUUCUCAAACGAUUCAGAUGAACGGAUAAUGUCGACGAUGGGUUUCAUACAAGAUCACGUAGAGGCGAAAGUGAUCGAUACCAAUGGCAAUAUGGUACCAUUCGGGACACCCGGAGAAUUGUUGAUUCGCGGAUACUUGAAAAUGAAUGGUUACUUCAAUGACGAAGAAAAAACAAAAGAAACGAUUGAUUCGAAUGGAUGGCUACACACGGGAGAUCAAUUCGUUUUGUUCGAAGAUGGAUAUGGUAAUCACGUUGGCAGAUUAAAAGAAAUGAUUAUCCGCGGUGGUGAAAACUUAUUUCCUAAAGAGAUAGAAUACUUUUUGGAAUCUCAUCCGUUGAUUUCACAAGUUCAAGUAUACGGUAUACCCGAUGAGCGGAUGGGCGAAGAAGUGUGUGCCAGCGUCAUUCUCAAAGAAGGGGCUACGGUUACCGAGGCAGACAUAAAAGCGUACAGCAAAGGAAAGGUAGAUAGCCCAUUUUAAGAUUCCCAAGUACAUAUUCAUCGAAAAGGACGCGUUUCCGAUGACGGCAUCGGGCAAAGUGCAGAAGUAUAGAUUAAGAGAAAUGGCGAUCCAACGGAUUUCAAGCUUAACCUAAUCUAGUUAUUUUAUAGUGCAAAAUCUACCGAUAAUUUAUGUAUAAUAAUUAUUUAUUCGUAUUCAAAUUAUCUUUGUAUGCAUUCUAUGUGAACUCCGUGGCGAUUGAUGUGUUUUUGUAACUAUAACACCGAUGCUGUAUUUAAUCAUAACAUUACCAUGCUAAAGCUAUGUAAACAGGAAGUGAUGUUAUUACUUUUAAAAAGUUCAAUAGGUUUAUUGCUAAACAAAUGUAUUAUUUAUUUAUUAAAUUCUAAUCGCUUGUGACA